AUAGAGAUUUAAAUGCCUCCUGACCUAAAUUUAGUCAUUCUUGUAGUUAAAUUUUCUGUCUUUGGUAAGCUCCUCCUUUUUCCCAGUCCCUUCCUUAUAGUCAAAUGUUACUUUUUCAAAAAAAAAAGAAAUGGUAUUUUAAGCAAAUACAUAGAAUUUUAUAUAGUUUUCUCCUCCACCUAGUCUAUUAUCACAUUACUUUUCUAGGGUAAAUACUGAAGACCAUUCCCAACAUGCUGCAUCUUUUAAGAUGCUACAAUGCAGUUUGUUUCCUCAAAACCUACUUUUUUUCCUCAAAACCUACUUUACCUGAUUUUUGUUGCCAUAGAUCCAUAUUUAAUACUCCUGCAACAUUCACCUUUCUUGUGUCUUUUUUAGUUUCAUCUUAAUUCCUUGAAGUUUGUUUACUUUAGUAAACUACUUAGUCAGGUCUCCUUGUAUAAAGCCGGUGAAAUUUGUAUAUCGCUGCUAUGGAGAGUUGUGUUAGAGUGAUAAGGAACUGGAUGCACAAAAAUCGACAUCUUGAUGAGUGAGACUAAAACUGAGUUUCUGUUGAUUGGAACGAAGCAGCAGCUUGCUGAAGUCAAUGUAGAUCAUGUGAAAGUCAGUAAUGCAGAUAUAGUCCCACAGUCACCAGUCAAAAAUCUCGGAGUGUGGUUAGAUUUGAAUCUGUCAAUGGUAUAAUUAUAGAGCAUAAUAAUUAUUAAGGCUAGUUCCAUGGCAUUUUUUCAUUUAAAUAACAUUCAUAGAAUUAGAAAAUAUCUUUCCAGGGAAAACAAGGAAACCCUGAUUCAUGUUUUUGUGUCUAGCAGAAUUGAUUAUUGUAACAGUGUACUGUAUGGAGUGCCUAACUGCCACCUACAUAAGUUGCAGCAGACUAAACUUUUGGAGGAGUUUCCUCAUGAAAGCGGUGUCAAAGAUCCUUCAAAGAGGAUUUUACCAUUUUUGCCAGGUAAAAUUAUAUUUGGAAGAAGUCAUGUGCGAGAUGUAGCAUUACGCAGAAAGGAACCCAUUGGUGAAUACUGUAAGGAUCUAAUCUCACUACCAGCCAAGAUAUCUACCAGUGACACUGUACUGAAGUUCUUUGAACCACAAUCAGAAGACAUAGACCUUCCACCUAAGGAGAAAGACAAGAAAAAAAAAGAAAAAGAUUCAGCUGACCACAUAAGUGGACCAGUUAUGCUGGAACAGUAUGUGGCCAUUGCAGAUUAUAAAAAGCAGAACAGAAACGAAGUUAACAUGGUUGCGGGAGAUAUGGUUGAAGUUAUUGACAAGAAUGAAAAUGGUUGGUGGUUUGUUAAUGUAGAUGAAGAACAGGGUUGGGUUCCAGCAGCUUAUCUUGAGCGCGAGGAUGGCAGCUCAGAUGAGGCUACCAAUCAAUUAGUGACUGCAUCAGAAGAGAGAAUGAUUACAACAACAACCUACAAAGCAGAACUCGAUGAUGAAAUUUCAUUUGAAAUUGGCGUUUUAGUGACAGUAUUAGAGAAGAAUUUUGAUGGAUGGUGGCUUAUUCGGUAUCAGGAUCGCGAGGGUUGGGCGCCAGCCAUGUACCUCAAGAAAGCCGAUCCUUCUCAGCUUGAAGCCAUUCGACAUGGCUCAGAGUCUUUGGCGAGAGAGAAAGCUGCAAGUGUGGCGAGUGGUGUACAGAAUAUUUCCAAACUUCAUGGCUCAAACAAAACAGGAACAAAAGGUCGGAAGGUACCUCCAAGAAAGGCUUCAGUCAAAAGUUCGAUGAAAAAGUUGCCAGUUCACAUCACAAACAUGUCGUAUGAGAAAACUAUGGCUAUAGGCGAUUCACCUUCUCCAAAAUCUCCAGAAGUAGAAUAUUUCACCGUGAACGACUUCCGUUCACUGGGCAUAGAGGGAGCGUUAAACUUUACUGAAGGAGUAUCUGUGGAGGUCGUCGAGAAAGCUCCAAAUGGAUGGUGGCUGGGAAAAAUCGGUGGAGUAGAGGGUUGGAUACCAUCCUCAUACCUGGGGAAAAGAUUGCUGGAGAAACAACGUGAUCUUACAAGACGAACCAAUAGAGCAGAGUCUUCAAAUACCUCAAUAGACAUUCCUACAUCCUCCCCGUGUAUCCGAGAAAAAAAUCCAGAGGUUAGCGCUAUAUUUGUCACAUUAGCAGAUUAUAAUGACACUUUUGAAGGUAGCAUAUCCUUCAAAGAAGGGCAAACAGCACAGUUAAUUGAACAAAAUCCGGAUGGAUGGUCAUUUGUGAGAAUCCAAGGCAAAGAGGGUUGGGCACCAACGAGUUAUCUUGUUUCAAGUACGGGAAAAAAGUCUGCAACUCUUACUCGACCAGUCGCCCCGGUUAGUGCAAAGGCGGUUGUAAAGCAUAUACCGAACAUUGUGUCAUCUCAGUCAGGGAAGGCUGUAAGUCAUGCUCAGACGCAGCGAAGCAAGCCAUUACCAGUUCCUGUUAAAGAUGCUACAAAAUCAGCUGGGUCUUCAUCAAAUUCAGUUCCUAACAAACCUGAUAUUCCGGCCAAACCUCAGGCUAAAACACGUUCGAAGAUUUUGCUUCAAGAGGUUCCAGUGAAACCAUCGAUUACGAAACCACCUAUUGUUUCUGUGGAACAGAAAAUCCUCUGCAAAGCCGUAGAAUCUUUCUCCUCUGAAAAUGGCGAAGGUUUAUCAUUUUUUAAGGGGGACGAAUUUGAAUUCGUAGAAGAUUCCAAUAAUGGCUGGUGGUUGGUCAAGACAAAGAGUGGAAAGGAAGGUUGGGUACCAGCAUCUUAUCUAGAAAAGGUGAAUAAAAAACCAGUAGCACCCAGCAGACCGGCGAAACCAAACCCUCCAAAGAAGGCACAACAUCGAGACACAAAGACUGUUUAUGUAGCUAUGGCAGCGUACGCCGAUGAAGGGGAUCAAGAUUGUAUCAGCUUUAAAGAAGGCGAUCGCAUGGAAGUGCUUGAGAUGGAUGAGGGAGGCUGGUGGUUAGUUAAGAUUGGGGGAAAGUCGGGUUGGGCGCCCUCAAAUUUUUUGAAACCUUUGGAAUGAACUGAAUUCAGAAUACCAAUGACUUAAAACUGGUUACAAGGUGUAGCAUUGAUUGUUUUCACAGCAUGGAGUGUUUGCACCUUGCUUGCUUACUUAUCCGCUUAACUAGCGAGAGGUUUAUCAGUGUCUUUUUCACGUUAUUAGAUAAUUUCGACUCAUUUAGUGAUCCAGUAUCUCGUGGUGGGUUUAAAAUUUAAUGAUGACAUAAUGCUUUCUCUUUUGAAGAGUUUGCGGAAUUAUUGACUUCUUAUCUGUUGAACUCAAAUGAUAGAAGGAAUAACAGCAAUAAACUCGUUUCUUUAAGAUGGCGACAAGGUAAGAGAAAUAUCUAGAAAUAAUUUAAUUGAGUUAGAGAGAUCCCGUAUCUGGCAAAACAUGAAUGGUCAAUGUGUUAUGAAAUUUUAAACUUUCAGUCUUAAAUGGCCUCUCUGUAUACGAGCCUGGGUUGAUUUGUACCACGGGUGUAUCACCGUAAAGGUGGUUGAAGUCGUCAACUUUACGCGAACCCGAGUAAGUGUAAAGAGACUUCAAGUUCUCUCUACCCUCUAAAUAACAAAAAUGAAAGUUAGCAUUUUUUAAAAAAUAGAUUUUAAGAAAAUUACAGAUGUCAAAGGAA
Stylophora pistillata is the source of this 3616-nucleotide messenger RNA. Its product is annotated as SH3 and PX domain-containing protein 2A. The record is from RefSeq and is a predicted model, not a curated record. Gene Ontology annotation, molecular function: phosphatidylinositol binding; protein binding; superoxide-generating NADPH oxidase activator activity. Gene Ontology annotation, cellular component: cytoplasm. Gene Ontology annotation, biological process: superoxide anion generation. NCBI's taxonomy places the organism in Eukaryota, Metazoa, Cnidaria, Anthozoa, Scleractinia, Pocilloporidae.